Cervus elaphus (red deer) is the source of this 1991-nucleotide messenger RNA. It is a transcript of the gene PNPLA4, whose product is annotated as patatin like phospholipase domain containing 4. Gene Ontology annotation, cellular component: cytoplasm; lipid droplet; membrane. Bases 172 to 912 code for a protein of 246 amino acids. Gene Ontology annotation, molecular function: retinyl-palmitate esterase activity; triacylglycerol lipase activity. Gene Ontology annotation, biological process: lipid homeostasis; triglyceride catabolic process. Lineage: Eukaryota; Metazoa; Chordata; Mammalia; Artiodactyla; Cervidae. The transcript has 7 exons. The record is from RefSeq and is a predicted model, not a curated record.
CCCCAAGGUGGCCUCUAGAGCCCGCCCAAACACUGACCGUCGGAACCGCCUCGAGGCGGAGGAGACGGGAAAGCACUUCCGGGAAACGGCCGGCCGCAGAGCCAAGCACUUCCGGUGCAAGGCACAGGCAGGUGGUUCGGAGGUUAGCGGACUCGCAGUUUUGCAGCUAGGAUGCCACACAUCAACCUGUCGUUUGCAGCGUGUGGGUUUCUGGGCGUUUACCACUUGGGGGCAGCAUCGGCACUUUGCAAACACGGCCGAAAGCUGCUGAAGGAUGUCAAGGCCUUUGCCGGAGCUUCUGCGGGAUCCUUGGUUGCUUCAGUUCUCCUCACGGCGCCGCAGAAAAUAGAGGAGUGUAACAAGUUUACCUAUGAUUUUGCCGAAGAAAUCCGAAGGCAGUCUUUCGGGGCACUAACACCUGGCUAUGAUUUCAUGGCCCGACUAAGGAGCGGAGUGGAGUCGAUUCUCCCCGCCAACGCGCACGAGCUGGCCCACGACCGCCUGCACGUCUCCAUCACCAACACCAGGACCAGGCGGAACUGCCUGGUCUCCCGCUUCCCCUCCAGGGAGGACCUCAUCCAGGUCCUGUUAGCCAGCAGCUUCCUGCCCAUCUAUGCAGGGCUGAAACCAGUGGAGUACAAAGGGCAGAAGUGGGUGGACGGAGGCUUCACCAACAGCCUGCCCGUCCUGCCCGCUGGCCGCACGGUGACCAUCUCCCCAUUCAGUGGGCGCCUGGACGUCUCCCCGCAGGAUAAAGGGCGGCUGCAUUUCUACGUUAGCAUCACCAACCAGGACGUACUGAGACAGAAACUCGCCACUGGUCUCAGAAGGAGGCGUCUGAUGCUUCAUCGCAAGUUUUGUGCAGCCUCGAGGGAGGAUCCGCACUUGAACUUGAUAAUUUCAACACCCUGAAGCCGAAGCCAAGUGUACGAGCUUCUCUGGGAUCAUUCCUCAUGUUGCACCAUCAAGUUGUCAGCUUAGCAGCUGUGCAAAUCCCUGCCCGGCACGUGGCGAACUGGAUGCAUGAAUGGAGUUGAACGGGUUCUCUGCUUUUACAGCCUGACAACUGGUUUGCCAGCGGAGUUAAGAUUACUUGCCGGCUACAACCAGCUCUCUGCCAUUCUCAUCAGGGAUUUCCAACGUUCCCUGAAUGCCACCUUCCUCACUUGGCGAACCAGCUUUUAUAAAACCAGCUCUGCUCCAUUCUCUUCAGAAAUUUCCAAAGCUCCCUGAAUAUGACCGUCCUUAUUUGGUGACCGAAUACCUGUGAUAAGUCAUUUCAGUCGUGUCCAACUUUUUCAGACCUCAUGGACUGCUACUCCCCGCCCAAGGCUCCUCAGUCCAUGAGAGUCUCCAGGCAAGAAUACUGGAAUGGGUUUGCAUUUCCUUCUCCACCAAUAGCUAUAUGUGCUUAUUUUAUGUACAUGCAUAUAUAUAAAUUUUAAAAAUGUAAAAAUUUCAUGAAACAGUACUCUCACUAUAUGUACUUCUUUCUGAUAUUUUUAUUGCAUAUUAUUAAAAAAACAUUGUCAUGGCAUUUAAAUGAUUUCAGAACUGCUAAUGAGUCAGGAUCUAGAGUUUGAAAACGUUAUUAUAACCCGAUAUGACAACAGAGUCACUGAAGUUCUCAAUUUGUGUUUAAAGUGCCUUUUUAAAAAAUAAUCAGCCUUCACAUACAGCAUGGCAGAAUACAUAAUUCAUACUGUUCUUAAAAUGCUUGUUUCUCCUCUCAGCAUAAGUUAGUAAAUAUAUUUUAUUUAACCUGGCACUUAGUCACUCAGUCUUGUCCGACUCUUUGUGACCCUCAUGGACUAUAACUGACCAGGCUCCUCUGUCCAUGGGAUUUUUCAGGCGAGAAGUACCAGAGUGGGAUGUCAUUGCCUUCUCCAAAUCACGCCUUAUGACUACAGAACAUCAGACAGAGCUCAUUUCUACUCCAAAACCACAGUAAUUUUCUAUUAAUGUUUUAAUUUUAUUCCCCUGCUGUGACA